CAGAUGAUACGAUGACAUUUCACUGAGCCAAAACAAUAACAAAUGUUUGUCUGAAUUUUUGAAUUUUAUCAAUUUUAUCUUGUUUUUCUUAAUAUUCUUAUCUUGCUAACUAAUUAUAAAGAUCUCAAACCCUCUCAGUCCUUUGUAAAAGAAUAAUUGAUCAUUAAUUGUAUGAAAAAUGAGCUUAAAGCUAAGUGAAAUCAGUUGUGUUCAAUGGUUUGAAGAUAUUGAAAAGCAUAGAUGCGGAUACUGCAAUCAGGAGAAUACUAGUAUAUCCAAUGGUAUGUGGGCACAUUCCCUCACUGUCGACGACUAUCAAAAUUUGAUCGAUCGAGGAUGGAGAAGAUCAGGCAUGUAUUGUUACAAACCGGUGAUGGCAGAGACAUGUUGUCCGCAAUAUACCAUCAAGUGCGAUGUCAAGAAUUUUUCGUUAAGCAAAUCGCAAAAAAAGGUCAUCAAGAAAUUCAACAAGUUUUUGGAAACUGACAUUCUGAACAAAAAAGAUAUCUCUACAGAAGAGGGGAAUGACAGUGCGCAUAUUUUUAUUAGAGAUAAUCCAAACACUCAGAAUUUUGAUGUGAGUUCUGUCUAUGUAGAGAAUAAAGAAGAAGAAGAUGAACGAGAAUCGAGAGUGCCAAUAUGCGAUAGAGCUUUGGAAGAACCUUCACAAGAACAACAAGAUACACCUGGUGAAACAAAUAAUUGCAAUAAUACCGAAAAAAACACCCCCACAACGUCUUUGAGUAUAGGGGUUGGGCCAGACAGCAGCAAACCCCCCUGCAAAAAAGCUAAACUGAUGAGGUUAGAACGAAAAAAAGAGAAACUAUUGAAAAAAGGACUAACCAUAGAGAAAAAAAUGAACUCGAACCAAAAGAGCAUUGAACAGUUUCUGAAGGAAAUUCCAUCCAAUGCAAAACACCGAUUGAAGAUACGUUUGAUUCCAACUAGUAUUCCUAACGACGAAUGGAAACUAGCGGAACAAGCAGAAUUUCAGUUGUACAGGCGUUAUCAAAUGACUAUUCACAACGAUCCGCCUGCCAAAUUGGAGUUGACAAAAUUUCGAUCAUUUUUAGUGAAAUCUCCGAUCAAGCCGAAAGAGUUUCCCAAAGAUGUUGAUGGUCCUGGUUACGGUUCUUUUCACCAGCAGUACUGGUUGGAAGACAAACUGAUAGCUGUGGGUGUUUUGGACAUACUGCCGAAAUGCGUCAGCUCGGUUUACUUCUUUUACGAUCCCGAGUACAGGAGUUUGACGCUGGGAACUUACGGAUCUUUGAGGGAAAUAGAACUGACAAGAUCCCUCAGCGAAACCCUCCCAGAGCUCAACAGCUACUACAUGGGCUUCUACAUCCACUCCUGCCCCAAAAUGCGCUACAAGGGCAAACUUUCGCCAUCCUUUCUUCUUUGCCCGGAAACCUACGAAUGGAUGACAAUCGAGAAAUGCCUAGCGAUUUUGGACGAAAAAAAAUACGCUAGACUCAACGAGAAUUUAGACGCCUUGGAUGAGGGUUUUCCUAGUCAGGAGGAUAUUUUGCAAAUUAGGGUUAUUUAUGAUGGUGUAUUCAUGCAUUUCAAGGAUUACAAAAGGAUGUGCGACGAACCAGGGUUGUUUAAGGAAAUUGCGGGUUUGGUAGGAAAACGUUGUUGUAGGAGCCUCGUUUUUUGGGAAAAUUUGAAAUAAUAGGUACCUAAAUGUCGUGAACUUCGUUUUCCAGACUUUCCGUGUGGAAUUGCACCGGGCUUUAUCGUUGUGAAUGGAAACCUAGUAGGCGAGGUAUAAUACUGUCUGUUCAGUGACCCGAAAUAUUCCUGCUUGUCAAUAACGGUGGUUUACUGAAAAAUGUCAAUAGCUUUUUUGUUUUACUUCGAUAUUUGUCAGUAAGGAAAAUUCUAUAGAUUAAAAAUUGUUCCUACAAUGGCGAAUAAUGAUCCAGGAUUUAAAAACUACAAACAAUUGGAUAUGGUUGGGAAAUAUGUGUUAGUUUCCUGUCCCAAAAUGCGCUACAACGGCAACCUCUCGCUAUCUUUUCUUCUUUACCCGGAAACCUAUGAAUGGAUGACAACAAUCGAAAAAUGCCUAACGAUUUUGGACGAAAAAAAGAAAACGCAAGACUCGACCAGAAUUCCGACACUUUGGAUGAGGGUUUUCCUAGUCAGGAAGAUUUUUUGCAAAUUAGGGUUAUUUAUUAUGGUAUAUUCGUGCAUUUCAAGGAUAACAAAAGGGUGUGCGACGAACCAGGGUGUUUAAGGAAAUUGUGAAUUUGGUAGGAAAACGUUGUUGUAGGAGCCUCCCUCGUUUUUCGGGAAAAUUUGUAAUAAUAGGUACCUGUAUAUCGGAAACUUCGUUUUUCAGACUUUCCGCGUGGAAUUGCACCGGGCUUUAUCGUUGUGAAUGGAAACCUAGUAGGCGAGGUAUAAUACUGUCUGUUCAGUGACCUGAAAUAUUCCUGCUUGUAAAUAGCGGUGGUUCACUGACAAAUAUCAAUAGCUUUUUUGUUUUACUUCGAUAUUUGUCAGUAAGGAAAAUUCUAUAGAUUAAAAAUUGUUCGUACAAUGGCGAAUAACGAUCCAGGAUAUACAAACUAAAAAAAAUUGGAUAUGGUUGGGAGGUAUGAGUUAGUUUCCUGGCCCAAAAUGCACUACAAAGGCAAACUCACGAAUGUAUUGGAAUCGAAAAAUGCCUGAAGAUUUUGGACAAGAAGAAGAACGAGCGUUAAAGUACUUUUUUAUCUCUUUUAGUUCUCGAAAUAUUCAGAUCAAAUUUGAAACAAAAGUUACCGUCUCAGGAUUCACAUCAUACAGUAUGCCGAGUGGAAGAGUGAUUGUAAGAUUCUACAGGGAGACAUUUUUUUCACGGGUAAAGCCCUUUUUCACUAAUCACAUAAACUUUUUUUGUAGAAAAUAUCAAUCAUAUCGAGCGAAUGACAAAAAAAUAUUUUAGGUUUGUCUUUCGAUAUGGCUGCAGAUGCGUGAAAAUCACAAGAGACAGAAAGUUCAUGAGCACUUCUAUUUUUGACGGUAAAUAAAAUUUUAAACAGCCUUGCUUGGGGGUUAACAUCAAAUCGACUGAUACAUUUCGAGUAAAUUCCCGGAGAAAUACGAUAAAUAUAUUCAAUGGGGUACAUUUGGUUUCAUUCCGAAAUAUUACAAUUAGAUGUACUUCGGAACAUGUCAUCCGGUAGAUAGAGAGAGAAAGAGAUAGAGAGAGAAAGACAUAGAAUAAAGAAAGAAUUAUAUCCAAGAUCAAUUUUCGGGUUGUACAAACUCAAUUAUAUUAAAUCGCCUUUAGUUUUCCAUUCAUGCCUUGAAUUGCACUUUUAUUGUGUUGAAAUAUGUGUGAUGUUUUCUGUAAUAAUUUAUUGCUGUACUUUGAAGUUAUACAUACAAUAUUAUAAUAUUUGACUUUAUGUCCUAUUUUUGCCACUGUAUCAGUCUUGAAAAUCUGAUCACGAAUUAUCUUGUGAUAUUGAUCUCACUAUUGAUUUUGUUGUUGAAGCAAUUAAUCAAUUAAAUAACCUCAAAUUUAUGCUUAUAUGUUCUAAUGGUUGAGGAUUGAGGUUCAGUUCAUUGUUAAAGAUCCUUGUGGUCACUUUUGUCAUGGAAUUUUGUCUUAAAAUUGUGAAAUAUUUGUUAAUCAAUAAUAAUAAUAUAAUAUUGAAAUUAAUUUAAUUACCUCCAUAAUGCCAUUUACGAUAAUAACACAAUUAUAUUUAUAGCAAUGUUAAUCGAGGAGGUGAAAUAUUUAUACUUAUAUUUUUUGUGAUUUUGUUUUCUCGUUAAAAAAAAUAAAAUUUGAGUUUUAUUUCAAUAUAUCUUGUACUAGUGGAAAAUCAGAAGAAUUUUUCCCAUUAUGUAACUGCAUAUGAAAUUUCACUACCUAUUGGAAAUUUUGGAGGAGACAUUUAGUCAAUAUUCAGUGACACUUUGUUGUUCAACAUAUUUGAAGACGAAUAAAGGUAUAUUGAAAAUUA
Molecule: messenger RNA, 3968 nt
Organism: Phaedon cochleariae (mustard beetle)
Lineage: Eukaryota; Metazoa; Arthropoda; Insecta; Coleoptera; Chrysomelidae
Source: the annotation of a GenBank genome assembly